Messenger RNA from Setaria italica (foxtail millet), 1506 nucleotides. Its product is annotated as premnaspirodiene oxygenase. The record is from RefSeq and is a predicted model, not a curated record. Lineage: Eukaryota; Viridiplantae; Streptophyta; Magnoliopsida; Poales; Poaceae. Bases 1 to 1506 code for a protein of 501 amino acids. Gene Ontology annotation, molecular function: iron ion binding; heme binding; monooxygenase activity. The transcript is spliced from 3 exons.
AUGGAGCAAGCGGCGUUCUACCACCUUUGCCUCUUCCUGGUCCUGCUCCUCCCUCUCCUGCUCCUCAGGCAGCUCAGGAAGCGCGACGUCGACGUCAACGGCGGCAUCAGGCUGCCGCCAGGCCCGUGGCGGCUGCCGGUGAUCGGCAGCCUGCACCACCUCGUCGGCAAGCCGCUCGUGCACCGCGCGUUCGCCGACCUCGCGCGCCGGCUGGGCGCGCCGCCGCUCAUGUACCUCAAGCUCGGCGAGGUCCCCGUCGUGGUGGCCACGUCCCGGGACGCCGCGCGCGAGGUCAUGCGGGCGCACGACGUCGCGUUCGCGACGCGGCCCUGGAGCCCCACCAUCCAGAUCAUGAUGGAGGACGGGGUGGGCCUGGUGUUCGCGCCCUACGGCGACCUGUGGCGUCAACUCCGGAGGAUCAGCGUCCUCGAGCUCCUCAGCGCCCGCCGCGUCCAGUCGUUCCGCCGCGUCCGGGAGGACGAGGUCGCGCGCCUCGUCGCCGCCGUUGCGGCGGCGGCCGCCCCGCCGGGCGAGGCCGUCAACGUUAGCCACCGGAUCGCCGUGCUGGUCGCCGACUCUGCGGUGCGGGCCAUGAUCGGGGACAGGUUCAACAGGCGGGACGAGUUCCUGGCGUUGCUCGAGGAGGGGCUCAAGCUCGUCUCCGGGUUCAACCUCGGCGACCUGUUCCCGUCGUCGCCGCUCGUGAACUUCCUCACCGGCGCGGCGCGGCGUGCGAAAGAGAACCACCGGAAGAACUUUGAGCUCAUGGAAUGCGUCAUCAAGCAGCACGAGGAGCGGAGAUCCAUGGCGGCGGCGAGCGGCACUGUCACUGACCAGGAGGAGGAGGACCUGGUGGACGUGCUCUUGAGAGUACAAAGGGAAGGUGGCCUCGACGUGCCUCUCACCAUGGGAAUCAUCAAAGCCGUUAUCCUCGACCUGUUUAGCGCUGGAAGCGAGACAUCAGCAACAACUCUGCAAUGGGCCAUGGCGGAGCUUAUGAGGAACCCGGAUGCGAUGAAGAAGGCACAAGACGAGCUACGUGGCGCUCUUAACGGGAAGCCGAAAGUGACCGAAGAUGACUUGGCACAGAUGAAGUACUUGAAGCUGGUCAUCAAGGAAACAUUGAGGUUGCAUCCGGCGGCACCAUUGCUUCUCCCAAGGGAGGCUAGGGAGUCAUGCAAGAUUCUUGGGGAUCCUAGAUAUUGGGAUGACCCGGAAGAGUUCAAGCCGGAGCGAUUUGAGUCCGGCACGAUCGAUUUCAAGGGCCUGGACUUUGAGUACAUACCAUUUGGUGCGGGGAGAAGAAUAUGCCCGGGAAUGGUGUUUGCGCAAACCAACAUAGAGCUCGCACUCGCAGCCUUGCUCUACCACUUCGACUGGAAGCUCGCAGAUGGGUUGAAGCCGAGUGAGUUGGACAUGGCUGAGGACAUUGGCAUCACUGUCCGGAAGAAGAACGACUUGCUUCUGCAUCCCAUUGUUCGUGUGCCACUCCAAUCAACAGACUAG